GAAGGUUGGCUGUGUUCUUCCUCGUUUCAUAAGAGGAAGUGUGCGCGCUCCGCCUCGGCACGUCGCACCUAAAAACAGCGGCAAGCAUCGGGUCGCUGCUCCCCAUUAGCGUGUGACAUGCGCGGGUCUGCGCCGCUCCGCAGCCCCGUCUCUCUGCACCUGUGCCGCCGGCGAUGAGUACAGCGCUGAUCCGUCAAGCCUGUUAGAGCAAGGGAAACACCUGUAACGCACGCCGGAGCUGGACUCAGAACUAAACCAUGGGGAACGCCGUAAGGAGCGAAGCUACGAACAAUGCAGGCAACAGCCCCGAGCAGAAAGAAAGUGAAGUGCUCAUUGUCAUUAAUGACUACCCCUCCUCCAAUAUCAGUGAGCCAAUCUUCCGGACUGGAGAGAAGCUCCGCCUCCUGUCUGAAGAAGGAUGCUGGUUGAAAGUCUGCUCCCUCCUGACCGCAGCUGAGAACUACAUUCCCAAUAACUACGUGGCCAAAGUCUACCACAGCUGGCUGUUCGAGGGUGUGGACAGGAAAAAGUCCGAAGAGCUGCUUUUCCUGCCAGGGAACCGGAUUGGAUCCUUCAUGAUAAGAGAGAGCGCGAGGGAAAAAGGUGUUUACUGCCUGUCAGUCAGACACAGGUCCAUCAUACAUUACCGCAUCUUCCGUCUGCCAAACAACUGGUAUUACAUCUCUCCUCGCCUCACCUUCCAGUGUCUGGAGGACUUAGUGACGCACUACUCCGAUUUGGCCGACGGCCUGUGCUGUGUGCUGAACGCUCCCUGCUUGGCCCAGAGCCACAACUCCGUGAACAUCGCCUCUCAGGCGCCUCCGGUGGUGAUGAGGCGUAACAACAACCAGAAGAAUAUGAACAGCCCGCAGCUGGAGAACCAGAGCACUGAGGACCUGCAGGACGACGAGGACGAUCAGAUGAGCUACGGCGUACGGGACAGCAUCGCCUCGUACCUGUCCCUGGCUAACUCAGAGGUCCCCAGCCGUAAAAUUACCUGGACGAAAAAGAGAAAAACAAUGUACGCACUCCCAAGCCAGAAUUGUGGCCAAGUAACUGAAGAGGACCGCUGGACACCUCACAAUGAGGCCUGAACUGUGAACUGCUACCAGUCUUCAUAAAGAGUUUUAUUCUUUGACUCAGUCAUGUCUAUUUUUAUUUGAUGAAGUCGGAUUUCCGUAAAAGGUUCUUUUCUCUGAUGAGCACCCGCCCCUCUGACUCGCUUGCAAAGACUUUUUCUCAACAUAUUUUUACUACAGAAUGUUUAUGUAAAUAGUAGGAAUGCACGCUGGUUUUAUUUCGGAAAAGUUAGUUUUCCCCGCACAGUAAAAAAGGUCUGGGUGGUUUCCUCUUCUGCUGUAAAGCAAGUGAAUAUGCUGCAUGUUCAUGGAGAUGUAAACGUAAGGAAUGUUGUGAGAUAUGUAUUGUGUAUGUCGAGUUAGAUUCGAUGACAGUGAAUGUGCAAGAGAAGAAGUGAUAUGUUGCACAGAAUUUAAUUGAUCCUGGGAAGGCCGAGCAGAACUUAAAGGAUCAUGUAAUAUAAGACAGGGCUCCACAAUCUCUCACACUAUAACGCAGUUUUUCCCAAACCGGUCCUCGGGGACCCACAGUCAGUCCAUGUUUUUGCUUCCUCUGAGCCCCCUACCAGAUUCUGCACAUUUUCGCUCCCUCCCAGCUCCCGGUAGGGCAUAAACGAGCAAACCUAGGACUGUCUGUGGAUCCUCAAGAACUGGAUUGGGAACCACUGAUACACAGACGACAUGGCUGCUUUGCCCAAUGCUGGCUGAGAGGUUCCCGUCUCUGGGAGAUGGAAUCUCCACAGCUGGCACCAGGAGAAAAAUCAGUCCUAUGGCUCAGUGUCCAGAGGCAGCGCCGUUUAAAAAUAAGAAAAUGACUUGAGGGAUGUAGAGGUUCUGAGCUGUUUUUUGAGCGUUUUUCUGUGCCGCCAGAAAAUAUAAUCACACUUUUCCAUUAUGCAAAAGCGAAUUUUUUAUGAGCGGAUACGUUUAAAAAAAAUAUAUUGUUUUCACAAUGCUCAUUUACGGAAAUCAGGGGGGCUUUAAAACUGAGUGGAAAAAUUUAGCAGAACUUUACAAAAGACCACGGAGAAAGGGCGUGCCGGCCCAUUCUCACCCUGUCGGCACUUUUAAUGACCCUCAGGGGCUCGCCAUCGUUGUACCUGCCUCACACCAUAGCGCUAUUCAUUGCCGACCGUCUUGCUCUUCUUUUCAUGAGUAAAACGUACACAUGGUUAUUUUAGCCUUGUGGUUUGUGACUCAUGGUUUUGCUCCUGGUUGAAGAACCUUUACUGAGUGUCUGCUGCAGACUGGGGUCAUUUUAAUCUCAAAUUAAAAACGUUUCCAAAGUA
This is a messenger RNA of Paramormyrops kingsleyae, 2368 nucleotides long. RefSeq names its product Src like adaptor 1a (gene sla1a). Lineage: Eukaryota; Metazoa; Chordata; Actinopteri; Osteoglossiformes; Mormyridae. Gene Ontology annotation, molecular function: protein binding. The record is from RefSeq and is a predicted model, not a curated record.